AUACGCUUUCCCAAACACUUUUCAAUUUUCAAAAUCACAUAACCUCUCUCUCUCUCUCUAUCAUCUCUCUCGAAUCGGCAGAGAAUUUUCCGGUGGAUCAGAUGACUGAUCUGAGCCAGAGUUCAAUCGCAGAGUCGGAUCCCUUACACGCUUACUCAGGUCUAUCGUUGUUUCCCCGCACGCUGAAAUCAAUGUCCAUCCCUCUCCCUCCUCCUCCUCCUCCUCCUCUCCACCAAUCCGACGCUCUUCACCAGACCCAUACUCUCCUUCAAUCUAUCCCUUUUGAAGUUUCGAAAGAGCAUCAGGAGCAGGCAAAGGCUAUCUUAGAUGAAAGCUCUGAACUUUUGAAGCAAGGGAUUGGGAGCAGUGUAGCUUCUGUAGAUACGAAUGUUGGUGUGGAGGUGAAUCCUGUCCCUAAUAAGCGAGAAAGAAGACCGGCUUAUGAACGUAAGCGAGAACGCUUUACUAUCAAGCCUACGAGAAGUAUAUCACCGCAAAAAGAACCAUCCUUUGAUCCUAGUAAAUAUCCGAAACCUGGAGAGUACUUUGCUGCGUAUGAGAGUUUUUUAGUUGCUCAACGAGAAUGGCAGAAGCAAUCUGGCACCUAUGUGAAAGAGACUUACCAUUAUCAGCCACCAAAACGCAGACCAGAACUUCCAGGGAAAAAACGGGGUACAUACAAGCAUACUUAUACGGAUAGUUAUCUCGAUGCCUUGAAAGCUUCGGAAAACGAAAACCACAUUCCUUCGGAACAAAGCUUAGAGGAAAACACAGUUGCACAUGUUAAGACUGCGGUACAUAGCUUAGAGGAAAACAGAGCUGCACAUGUUAAGGCUGCGGAACAAAGCUUAGAGGAAAACACAGCUGCACCUCUUAAGACUGCGGACAGAGAAGUUGAUGCUUCAACCGCAUACACAGACAAGAACUUAGAAAAUAUUUUGACUGAAUUGCUUGCUUGCUCUCCGGAUGAGCUUGAGGGGGAUGCUGGUAUCAAGCUUUUGCAGGAACGCUUGAAUAUCAAGCCCAUUGAUAAGCAAAUGCUUUCUUUCCCUGAAAUUCCUGAAUUUCCAGAUGUGAGACGAAUGAACUUGAAAGCGUAUGGAAGGAACCCAUCAAAGCCAAGAACUGCGCUGUCAAACAUACAAAAUUUGCUAAAAGGGAUCAACAGUGAUGCGAGUCGGAAAAAAAGCCAGGCAUCGCCAUCAUAUUCACCGGAGGAUCAGUUUUCAUUUCCCGACAGGCUUAAUUUGCUUCCAGGAGAUCAACAGCCUGGAGAGGUCGUUAUAGCAAAGGAUUUGAAUGCCUCUUUGGGAUCUUCAGUGGCCAACAAUGCUGAUAAAGUGAUAACUAAUGCAUCUCCGUCUAAUGUGGACACUGUACACGUUGCUAGCGAAUUCAACAGUUCAGUGCAGAAGAGUUCCUGUGAAGGUGGUUCUGACACUCUAUCUGGCGUCUAUAGAUCUAAUUCAUGUCCAGAUAGGAACGCAGAUAACUGCGUGGAUGAUAGCAUCACAAACAUAAAUCCAGCCACCGUGGAGGUGAAUGUAGAUGUGCAAACAAAAGGAAAUGAGGGAGAUGUGCUUAUGGGUGAAAGUGAAGCAAACCGAAACACUGGCAGAAGAGAAAAUGAUGUUGAUAUCAAUGAACAAUCUAAGCAGUUUGACAACUUGGCGGAAAGUGCACCUGGAGAGGAUGCAAGAAUGGAUCAUUUUACUGUAGAAGAUGAAAGCAUCCCAUAUCAGCAAGAACAAUACAACUCAAUGGAUGGAUCCAUUGAACAUGAGGAGCACAUUCAAGGACAACAUGGAGAGGAAAACGACAACACAGACCCUACUUGUGGAGUUCAAGUAGAAGAUGUUCAGGAGGCUCGCAACUCUUCAGCCAAACAGACAAAGAAACGAAGCAAGAGAGGAUCUUGUGAUAGCAAAAUGAAUAAGCGAAGCAAAACCGUGCAUGGUGAUGAGAGUGUAAAGGACAAGCGAGCGAAAACAUUAUCACAUGAAAGUGGAGCAAAUAAGCAAACUAAAGGAAAAGCGUACGAGGGAAAGGAGAAGACGCAAAAGAAAACACUAACACGUGAGAGUAAAAUGUUCUCCCGUAGGCAAAGCCUUGCAGGUGCUGGUACUAAAUGGGAAGCUGGUGUAAGACGAAGUACAAGGAUCAAGUCGAGACCACUUGAGUUCUGGAGAGGUGAAAGAUUCUUGUACGGACGUAUUCACGAGAGUUUAACGACUGUGAUCGGGAUAAAGUAUGAAUCUCCGAGGAACAAGGGCAAAGGCGACGAGCGUUUUUUGAAGGUGAAAUCAUUUGUAUCUGAUGAAUACAAAGAGCUGGUUGAAUCAGCCGCCUUGCACUAGAAGAAUCAUAAUAAUCGUAGGAGGAGAGUUGAGUGUUCAAGUUAAUAAUCUUUUGAUCAUAACUCUAUUGGUAUGGUGUUUUCGUGUCUACUAUUAUCACUUUUGGGUCCCAUAACCUGUCACUUUCUUCUUUUAUUCAAACCGCAACUGCUUUGGAAUUUCGUAAACAAGAGUUUCAACUUUCAGUUAGUUUUCCUUCAUGUUGAUUAGUCUCAAAGUCUUUGGUAUUCUUUUCAUGGGCACUUUUUGUCCCCACCUAUCUUUGCUUUAAACCCGCCUU
This is a messenger RNA of Eruca vesicaria subsp. sativa (arugula), 2637 nucleotides long. The record is from the annotation of a GenBank genome assembly. NCBI's taxonomy places the organism in Eukaryota, Viridiplantae, Streptophyta, Magnoliopsida, Brassicales, Brassicaceae.